UCGUUCAUUCAUAUUCCUGACGAUGGGCCAACACGUGCUUUCUCUUGACAGCCUAUUAAACAGUGUCUGCAUUCAGUGGCUUUUUAUUCUUCUUGGAGUUUAUUUCACCUUUCCCUGGUUAAUUAAGAAGUUGUGGUAUUUUUACAUUACAUUCAAUUGUGAUUCUGAAGGCACUACAAAACCUUUGCCUCCAGGAACGUUAGGUUAUCCAAUCAUCGGGGAGACUUUUGAAUUUGUGAAAAAGAACGCAGACUUUUACACGGAAAGACGCCAGAAGUAUGGCGAAGUUUACAUGACCCAUACAUUAGGAAGGCCAACCAUUCGCGUAUCAGGUGCAAGUCAUUUACGCGUAAUUCUAAUGGGGGAGAACACCCUGGUUAGCACGAACUGGCCAUCAUCUGUCAAAAAGGUGUUUGGCAAUGGCUCCUUGGCAAUGGCAGAGGGCGACGUUCAUUCCUUUAGAAAGAAACUUAUAAUCAAAGCAUUUACUCAUGAAGCAUUAGAGAACUACAUACCAUCCAUUGUAGAGAUCACACGUAUUUAUAUUCGAAAAUGGACGUCAGCCAAAGAGAUUCAUGGAUAUGAUGAGUGCAAAGAAUUGGCCUUUGCCCUAGCAGCUAAGGUGUUGAUGGGAUCCGACUUUGACCAAGAAUAUGUUUCUUAUCUGUCAUCGACGUUUGAAACUAUGAUUUACAAUAUGUUUUCCCUACCUCUACUAAUUCCAGGACUUGGUCUUUGGAAGGCAAUGAAGGCUAGGGAAACCAUACACAAGGAGAUAUCAAAGUGUUUAAACAAAAUACAAAAUGAAGGGAGCAAGCAGGCUUUCAGAAGUGUUAUCCAUCAUAUUAUGGAUCAGAAUGAGUACGGGAAUUACGACAGAUCGGAAGUUUUGGACGCUUUGCAAGAACUCUUCUUCACCGGACAUGACACAAGCGCAAGCGCAAUGACAAGUGUUCUGAUGUUUGUUGGAAGAAACCCGGAAGUUCUACAGCGCCUGCGCGAGGAAUUAGACGCAGAAGGGCUUUUACAUUGCUCAGACGACGAACUUGAUCUAUCAUUAAAUAAAAUAUGUAGCCUAAGGUAUCUAUAUUCAGUUGUGCGAGAGGUGUUGAGAGUAGCAUCGCCAGUUGGAGCAGGAUAUCGAAAAGCUUUAAGAACAUUCGAAGUUGGGAAUUACCGAAUACCAAAGGGAUGGACUAUAGCCAUCGGGUUUAGGGACACGCAUCUAACCUCUCCUGUGUAUAAGGACCCAGAGACGUUUGACCCUUCAAGAUGGGACACGCUUCCAAAUUUAGACAGACAAGAUGGAGAUUCAAGUAUUGAUCGAAUGAAUUACACUGCUUUUGGGGCUGGGGCAAGAUUUUGUGUGGGAAAAGAAUACGCUAAACUGAUUAUCCGGAUAUUUGUCAUAGAACUGGCUCGUAAAUGUGACUGGAAGUUACAUAAUCCUUAUCCCAAAAUGGUUUACAUUCCCGUCCCUAGAGCGGUGGACAGAUUACCAUUAGCAAUUUGGAAGCACGAUUAACAUGGUGAACUUUUGUUGGUUCGAGGUGAAAGGUCGUAUUUCAGAGGUCGCAAGGUCAGGAAAAGUGCAAUAGUAAAAAAAGAAACUCGGUGAAAUUUUGGGAAGACUUAUACGGUGUGAUUGGACGUUUCUCAUAAAUGCAAUUUUAUGUAACGAGAUAUAAUAGUUGUGCCAUAGAAGGUAAACAAGGUCAGUGCAUCCGGUGAUAUUAAUACUCUUGUUGGUUAACCGAGCCUUUCCUCUGCAUGCAAGUCCAAGACCAUGCAAUAGGUCUGAACCUCUUUUUUUUUCAACAUAUCCAACUACUCAGGGAAACUUUAUAUUUAAAUAUUAAAGAAAUUAUAAUUAAAAACAAUCAACAGUUAAUAUAACUUAAACACUGAAAAUGCAAUCCUUACCUUCAGAAUAGCUUUUUCUCCGUUUUAGACUCGAAUACUGUAUUUUACUUAAUUCAAAAAGUUUGCCAUCGAAUUAUAUGAAAUUAUUCAAAAUAGAGACACUUUAUUCAGGCUUUACGCUUAUAUUAACAUUAGUCGUUAAAAACGUUUAUAAACAAGGUUUAAUUAAGUAUGACUUUAUAGAAAAUAAGUGUACAUAGACAAUUAGAUGUUAGAUUAAUUUUGACGCUAAAUUAACAUCGAAAAACAAAUACGAGGGGUGAUCAGAAAGUUCGCGAACUAAGUGAAUUACUUCCAUAAAAGAAAUAAAAUUAGGUUUCAGUGUUCAUUAUUUUUAAAAGUCGUCCUCUCCGAUUUUAAUGCACAUUUGCCACCGUUCUGCCCAUGCGCGAAUCACGUGAUCCAGGCGGUCACGUGACAUGCACCGUAGCGUUCUGUUCAAAGAAGUUGAAUGAUUUUUCCGAGUCUUAUAUUUCUUACCAUGCAAAUUAUUUUUUAUAACCCAAACGAUCAAUUUGUCAGAAAUGACCAAAUCUCGGAAAUAGGAUGGGUGGAUAAGGAUAUCCUUUUCCGGAAUGAGCAUGGUGAGAAUCACAACCCGAGUUUUCUGUCUUAGGAACGUCGUUUAUCCGAUAUGGAUAUAGUAUGUGCGCCUUCUUUUACCAUAUCUGACAUGCUUAAAGUCUAAAGUAAACGAUAAUUUUGGGAUUUGAUAAUUAUAUUAUUGUUAAGAUAUUCAACUAUUUUUCUAACUGUAACUUGGCGAUCUUUUAUAUCAAAUUGCUCUACUAAGGACACAUCUCUUCCUCAGCUUGCUUUCACUUACAACAAAACAAACACCAUUUUUAACCAUCUCCCUUCCUUCACUAAAGCAAUCAAUCCAAUUAUUGAUUGAACCUCUGGCAAGUCUUUUGUCUUCAUAAACCUUGUACAAAAUAGUAUAUGCUACUGCAAAGGAAUUUCCAAGAUAUACGUUAAACUUUACAGCCGUUCCUUGCUCGAGUACGACCGAGUGAAUCAUUUUUCGCAACAAGUCACCUACAUAUUGACGUCAUUUUCACAGAGUGACGUAACAAACAUCGAGCAAAACAUUACAUAACAUCUGCUAUUGAUAGAACAUAUGUAUGACUAUAUGUGUGUCAAAUUUCAUUCUGAUCUGAAUUGUGGUUUGUAAUUAUAGAGAUAGUUCGCGAACUUUUUGAUCACCCCUCGUAUGGUUCCUUGUCAAUAAAAAGAAACAUUACUCCAAUUCUUUUUCCUAGAACAUAGUUUCUGUGAUAUUUUUUUUAUAAUUACAAAGAUUACACGCUAUUUGAAAACCCAAAUAACAUACAUUGAAUUUGAACAAUAUCAAAGAAUCAAUCAAGUUCUCUGUGUGAAAACAUUGCCUGUCAGUAUAAUUUAAUCAAUAAUUAAUUUGAAUUUAUCUUUUUUAAUUGCAUUAUUAAGAAAGGAAUUCAUUAUUAGAGUCAAUGUCAACCAUAAACGAAUCGAAAAGAAUAAAAAAAAUCUGUCUUUGAAAUUUUAAUGAAAGUGCAAUUAUAUUUAGUACAAAGAUAAAACGAGAUUUCUUUUAUUAAUAAAAUUUAAAUAUAGCCGUGAUAUAUCACUCUAUGUGUACAUCAAUAUUUGGAAAACAGAAAUGAAUUCUAAUCUUUACGUAACUGUAUUCGACCAAUAAGAAAUAAAACGUAUUGAAAUUGAAUAAUUUGCAGCAACGGGGUGGUUCUAACCCACUAUUUAAAAUUAAUAAAACCCUCAAAUUAAUGCCAAAAUUUGGAAAAGCUUGAAGGUGGCGCUUUAAUCAAAUUAUGUUUCUAGUAUUCGUGUACUAAUACAGUAUUUUAUGCAUUAUAACACGAUUUUUUAA
Messenger RNA from Saccostrea echinata, 3793 nucleotides. RefSeq names its product cytochrome P450 26A1-like. Gene Ontology annotation, molecular function: heme binding; oxidoreductase activity, acting on paired donors, with incorporation or reduction of molecular oxygen; monooxygenase activity. NCBI's taxonomy places the organism in Eukaryota, Metazoa, Mollusca, Bivalvia, Ostreida, Ostreidae. Gene Ontology annotation, biological process: sterol metabolic process. The record is from RefSeq and is a predicted model, not a curated record. The transcript has 4 exons. The coding region runs from base 23 to 1525 and encodes 500 amino acids.